Rotaria socialis is the source of this 1542-nucleotide messenger RNA. NCBI's taxonomy places the organism in Eukaryota, Metazoa, Rotifera, Eurotatoria, Philodinida, Philodinidae. The record is from the annotation of a GenBank genome assembly.
AUGACUAUAUUUUCAUCAAAGAAACCUUCAAAUAGCAAUAAAGAUUUAUCAUCAAAUUCAACUACACAACAACAACAACAACAACAACAACAAUCAUCAUCAUCAAAUAUUUCCCGUGCACGUUUAUCACGUGAUGAUGAUAAUCCGAAUAAUAUUCAAGUUAAUUCAACUGAAGAAUCUAAUUUAGUAUGUGAAAAUAAUCUUCCAUCAUCAUCUUCAACAACAAAUACAAUUCUAACAACACCAGCAGCACCUGCAUCUAAACGUAAAUCGCACUAUUAUCAUCAAACAACAGUUAAACAAGCUCGUCGAAGAGGUGCUUCUGUUGGAGAAAAAUUAAUCUCAAAUGCUUCAAUAACCAAUGUGACUUCUAAUAGUCCAUCGUCGAGUUUAUCGAUUGAAAAUAAUUUAACAUCCAUAUCAAACACAAAUGAACUUUUAACACAAACGUCAACGCCAACACCAUCCCUAACAACCGUUGCUCACGAUGAACAAUGUAACAGUGAAGAUGAAUAUGAACAAACAUCCGUUAAAUAUGAUACAAAUAAUCUCAAUGAGCUUGAAAUGCGGUUUGCCAGAGCAUUGAAAGAGAAAAAAGGCUUUGUUAUUAAAGCAGUUCAAGAAGAUGGCGCAUGUUUAUUCCGAGCAGUGUCUGAUCAAGUAUUUGGUGAUGAAGAAAUGCAUGCAACAGUUCGACAGAAUUGUAUGGAUUAUAUUGUAAAAAAUGCAGAUUUUUUCCGUUCAUAUAUAACAGAAGAUUUUGAUCAUUAUGUAAAUCGUAAACGAAGGCAAAAUUGUCAUGGAAAUCAUAUUGAAAUGAUAGCCCUAUCAGAAUUAUAUAAUCGACCGAUCGAAGUUUAUGAAUAUAGUAUAGAGCCGAUCAAUAUUGUACAUGGAAUGUAUAAAACAGAUAAUGAGCCUAUUCGUUUGAGUUAUCACUGCGGUGUUCAUUAUAAUUCAAUUAUUGAUCCGUGGAGACCUACAGCUGGUCAUGGUCUUGGAUUACCUGAUCUUCAGCCAGGACGUGCUCAAGAAUCACUCAUACGAACAGCCCUACGUCAAUCAGAAGAGAGUCAUAUUGAGCGUGCUAUGCUCGAUGACAAAAUAGCUGCAACUGAUUGGGAAGCAACACAAGAUCAAUUAAUACAACAAGUAGCAAGAGAAUCUUAUUUACAAUGGUUAUGUGAUAGUAAUCAACAACAUAAAGAUAACAAAAUGAUGCCAUCUUCCAGUUCGUCACCGACAUCAGCAACAACCCAUGAACGAACUGCAAAUAGUAAUCACGGAAGUUCCCCAAGAAAUUUAUUACCGUUGAGACUUGAUGAAAGAAAAGAUUGUGAAUUUGCCUUACCAUUUAAUUAUGAAUGUGAUCCUUCAUCAAAACCUAAACUGGACGAUGACGACGAUGAUAAUUCAUUAUUGCGACAGGUUCUUGCCAUAUCACAAAUCGAAUAUGUUGAAACAUUAAAAAAACAGCAAAAACCUCCGAAAUCAGACGAUCCCAAUGGUCCAUCUUCGUCUUCAGACACACAUCUUUUGUAG